AUGGCAGGACAUGCGCCGGACUCCGCCGACGAUGAGAACCGGGAGGUCUUCGACAUGAUCUCCCUCAGCGCGCAUCUCCCCCGCAAGUAAGAUCUCUCUCUUCUUCAUUUCUUCUUCUUAUUCUUCUUCUUGGUCUCCCAGAGACCUCUCUGGAUUGUGCUAGUCUUGAUUGUGUUCUUCUCUCUCUCUCUCUCCUCUGGCAGAAGGAACGGGCUGUCUCUGCACUUCUCCGGCAAGUCGCGGUCGUUCACCAGCAUCGCGGAGGCGAAGAGCGUCGGCGAUCUGAAGAAGCCGGAGAUUCCGGAGGCGAAGAGAAGAAAGUACGUCGAUCGGGAAGCUCGGAUCCUCUCUCUGGUCCCUUGCCGCGCCGCGCCCAGCGCCUCGCAUUGCAGCCCCUGCGUCGGCGUCUAG
This is a messenger RNA of Spirodela intermedia, 411 nucleotides long. The record is from the annotation of a GenBank genome assembly. Lineage: Eukaryota; Viridiplantae; Streptophyta; Magnoliopsida; Alismatales; Araceae.